Messenger RNA from Silurus meridionalis, 1787 nucleotides. RefSeq names its product CD44 molecule (Indian blood group) a (gene cd44a). The record is from RefSeq and is a predicted model, not a curated record. The transcript has 5 exons. Lineage: Eukaryota; Metazoa; Chordata; Actinopteri; Siluriformes; Siluridae. Bases 124 to 1137 code for a protein of 337 amino acids.
ACACUUUCACACUUUUCAAACACACACACACACACGCGCUGGGAAGUUUGGCUCUGGAACUGAUUAUAGACCGCAUUUUACACACACACGUGCACACACACUCACACAACAGCAGCAUUAACUAUGCACUCUCUUUUAUUUCUCAUGUGCACAUCUUGGCUGGUGUUAUUUCAGGAAUCUCAAGGGCUGCCUGCAAAUCCUGAACCAGAUGCAGAAUUCAUUGAAGAGGCAACGGCUGACGGUUUUAUAGUUGCUACUAAAGAGCCAACCAAAACUGAGAAAGCCCAGGAUAAUAACGUUGCCAUUAUUACCCAUGACUCACAAAACCCAGAAGCAAAUCAUUCCCAGUUUCAGAAAGAUAAUCUGCCAAAGACAACCAUAGCCAAAACCCCAGAGGCAAGUCCCGAGCUCACCAGUGAAAAUACUAACCAACUUGUGGCCGUUACCUCAAUCCAAACCACUACAUUGUUCUCUAAAGAGCAAUUUGAGGGUUCUGCAGAACUGGCUGUCGAGGAUGGUUCAGGAGAGACUCUCAACGAAACCCGAGACAAGGAUCUCCCACUCACCACCACUCCCACCACUCAUUCUGGAGAUCGCACCAUCUCUACACGUGUGCUUGUUUUAUCAGAAAAGGACAAAGAAGCAGAGAUCGGGUCUGAAGACCCUACUUCAAAUCAGCUGACAACGACGGCAAGCGUGAUUGUAGAAGAAGUAAUUUUGGAACGAAAAAUCGACGAAGUAGCUGCGGAAGAAACGGUGAACGAAGGUAGUCUAGAUCCUGCAAAGGAAGUGACUUCUAAGCCUGAAACCCGACUCAUUAAUAUUCCGGGACAUGAUCCAAAACCUGCAAUCAAAGAAGGCACACCUAGUUGGCUGCUCAUCUUAGCAUUAUGCCUGACGCUUCUAGCUGUGAUCUGCGUUUUUGUCGCGAUCGCCACCAAAGACAUGUGGUUUGGACCCAGCAGCCAAUGCUUCAACCUCAAGUCCACAGAGUCCAAGAAGCAAGAGGAAUAUAACAAAGCAACAAUUCCCACGCUGUCAGACAGGGAAAAGGUGGCGCUCAUGAGCAUACAAAGCAAAAGGGACUCUGCCAUCAUCAGCAUUGAAGAAACUCCGGAAAAGGAAUAUCUGAUGUAGAACUUGUGAAACAGAACCCUGAGCCCUGACCACUAAACAAACAUGAGCUAAAAACCAAAGUGAUUUUUUUUUUUUUUUUGCAGGAUAUUUUCUCCGAGCUCAUACUAUGCAGUGCUCGGGCCGAUUUUCAUCUUUAAUGAGCUUUUCGUAUUUCUUUACUUCUUCCUUAGAUUUAAUCACAAGCAUGAAGUUGCACUUUUUCUUUAUUAAACUGUUUUGAUUUAAGGAGAAUUACUGUUGACUUAAUUGCAGUGAAUCACGAGAUAAUUGCUAGUUAUUAAACUCUUAAGAACCGCUAUUACGCUAUUAUUUCCUAAUUAUUGCUAUUAGCAUUUGUAAGUACUGUGUACUAAAAUAUCAUUUUUAGAUCAUCAAGCACAAAACAAUCAAAUCCUACUUGCAUUUGGCAUUCAUGGAGUUUAUAUAAUGUAUAUUGUAUAUAUAUAUAAAAUACACCUGUUCGUGAAAAAAAAAAACCUGUCCUUAUAUAGUUGUAUGAUGUACGAUGUAUAAGAACCGUAUAAACAAAAACAUGAGAAAUUGUAAUUCUACCGGUCCCUUUGUUAACAUUUGUCUUUCAAUCCCGUCUGGUUGGUGAGGUGGAUGAGACGCUGUCUUUGGUGAUGAGAAAUAAAGAAUUUGAUGAGCAA